Lucilia cuprina (Australian sheep blowfly) is the source of this 300-nucleotide messenger RNA. RefSeq lists its product as uncharacterized. The transcript has 3 exons. Bases 37 to 273 code for a protein of 78 amino acids. Lineage: Eukaryota; Metazoa; Arthropoda; Insecta; Diptera; Calliphoridae. The record is from RefSeq and is a predicted model, not a curated record.
AAACAAAGUUGCAGCAGGUAAACAAAUCAAAUAAAGAUGAAAACUUUUAUGGUAUUAUGUAUUGCUUUAUUUUGCUGUUUGUGCUUGGUAUUUGCUGCACCCGUUGAAAAUAGUCCCGGUGUGCAAUUCUUAAAAUACACCGAUGACAAGGAUUUUGAAGAAAUUCAAAAACAAAUUAUUGCUCAAUAUGAAAAUUUGGGCGGUACAUCCCAAGUUCACCAUGUUCAAACUGCCACAAUUGUAGAUCCCAAUAAUUUGAAAAUUAACAUUUAAAUAUCUGUUUUAUUUACAAAAAAUGUU